Molecule: messenger RNA, 7841 nt
Organism: Sus scrofa (pig)
Lineage: Eukaryota; Metazoa; Chordata; Mammalia; Artiodactyla; Suidae
Source: RefSeq, a predicted model, not a curated record
GCGGCCCAAGAAAUAGCAACAACAACAACAACAACAAAAGACAAAAAAGACUAAAGAAAAAAAAAAAAAAUCCAGUAGGCAAACACCCCUAAAAUCAAUUGAUUCUUGAUCAAACGGCCUGUAUUGUUCAGUGGGGAAAAGGAGAUAGUGAUGGAACAACUGGAGAAAGGAAUAGAACAGAAUAAAUAUUGGUUCAUAUCUCAUACCAUGUGCAAAAAAUUAGUUUGAGAUGGAGCAUCAACCUAAAAGCAAACAUCCUAUGAAGCUUCUAUAAGCUGGCCUAGGCAAAGAUUUCAUUGAUAGGUCAAAGCUAAAAAUGGUAAAUUGGGUUAUACCAAAAUUUUAAAUUUCUGCUCACCAAAAGCUUCUUAAGAAAAUAGGCAGGCUACAUACUGAGAGAAAAUAUUCACAGUUAAUAUAUUUGACACAGGACUUUUCAGUAAAUAUAAUGAAGUACAACGCAAAACAACUCAAUUAAAAAUGUGAGCUAAAGACCUAGCAGACAUUUCACAAAAGAGGUAUGGGAAUGGAUGAUAAGUAUUUGAAAAGUGUGCCUUAGAAUGUCAGUAGCUAGGAAAAUGCAAAUUAAACCACAAGGAAGUAGCAGUACACACCACUAGGGUGCAUAAAAUAUAAAAGACCACGCAGUAUAUUGGCAAGUCUAGGGUAUAAUUGGAAUUCUCAUAUAUUGUUGGGAAAGUAGAAAAUGGUACAGACACUUUAGAAAAAUUUUUGAUAGUUUCUUAUGAAGUUAAACAUACUUCUUCCAUGACUCAGGAAUUCCACUCCUUGUUAUUUACCCAAAAUGAAAAGGUCCUCGGAAAGACUUGCGUACAGGCGUUCAUAAAAACCUUAUUCAUAAGUGCCCCGAACUAAAGACAACCCCGAUGUCUGUGAAAGAACGGGUAAACAGAUUGUAUAUAGUUCAGUGAAAUUCCCCUCAACAGUAAAAAGGAACCUAGUGUUGGUGCCCACGGGGACACUGCUGCGUCUCCCGAAACGCUGAGCAGAAGAGGCCAGAGGAGGGAACACACUGUUUGAUUAUGUCUCCGUGAGCUUCUCAAGCAGGGAAGACUCACCUGUGGUGGCUGGAAUCUGGCAGCGUGUGUCUCUGGAAGGGGCUGCCGGGAAUGGCUGCAGAGGACGCUCUGGAGUGGUGGACUGUCCUCCGUCUUGUUAGGGCCGUGAGAUAGAAGGGUGUGCACGUGUUUGUUAACUCAUCAGGUUCCAUACAAUUUGUGCAUUUCUCUUUAAGAAAACUAUACCUCACUUACAAAAAAAGCCAGAACAAUGAUGCUAAAAAUUACGCGUAUGUUAUUUACUCUCAGAGAACAGUACUUGCGGGUUUUGGUUCUUGCUGUCAGAGUGGCUCGAUAAGUACACGGACCCUGUGUGUUUACUGAAUUUAGCUCUUAUGCCGGUAGAACAAUAUUGUGACACACGUUUCUGCCCUGUUGGCUUCCCUUUCAUGAUGCUUGAAAGAAGCCAAGAGUGAAAAUUUAAAACAGUUUAUCAGUUAUCUUUUGAGAAUUAAUCUAGAGCAUCAAGUCACAUGAGAUAUGGUGCAGCCUGUAAGUAGAUAGAUUCUCCUAGAAAAAGUGUGGAGACAUUUUGUCUUUGUUGUGCUUUUUUUUAAAAAAAAGCACAUUUACUUACUAGCGUUUUUUUCUUCUUUCCUCCCUCCAUCCUUUCCUUUCUUUCUUUCUUUCUCUUGUUAAAUACAGAAAAGUAUAAAGAAGAAAAUCAAAAUGGCCCAUAAUCUUACCAUCUAGAUGGUUCCUGUUACCCUUUAAAAAAUAAAUGAAUAAUAUAUGCUUCUGAUCAGAGAAUUCAAUUGGUACAGAAAGUUAAAAAAUAAAAACUCCAUGUCGUUCAUAUUUCUCUCUGAAGAUGUAACUCUAUUAAGUAUAGUAUGUCGUUGUAGAAAAUCUUGUUCAUAUAUCAAAAUAUGUAAUAAUUUCUAUAAAGCCAUGAAAAUAUACAAAAAGCAGGUUUAUUAUAUGCUGCUUUAUACCUCGGUUUUUUUCCCACCUAGUUUAUCUUGAAGAUAUUUCUAAAUAAGUACAUGCCCUGUUUUUCAUUUAGUUGUAUACCUUUCAUUGCAUUGUACAGCUAUUUAGAUUAUUUUCACUCUUUAAUGAAAAAUAAUGUUUUAAAGAACAACUUUAACUUUGUGUUAGUGAGAUGUUGCUUUUUUUUUAAUUAAGAGAUGUUUAGCCCUUUAUAGAUUGACUAUUUUGGGCCUUUCUCCUAUCUUAGAAGACUUGGAAGUAGCUGUGUCUUCUCAGCCUUGGCAUUAGCCACCUUUUAGGCGGGAUAAUUUUUGGCUGUAGUGCUGUUUUCUCCAUCCUAGGGUAUUUGGCAGCAUCUCAGGACUAGAUGCUGCAGCGCCCUCCUUCCUCAGGCGUAACAGCCGGAAAUGUCUCCACACCCUCGGGGUGCAAAGAUGCUCCUGGUUGAGGACCAGUGAUACAGAGAGCAUUGCAGGUCUGCCCAGAUGGUUGCCCCGCCUCUCCCGAUUGAGGAGCUGCAGAAAUCAGAUUCCUCCUCAUCUUGGUGUUUCAGUGGGUGCAGAAAAAGGAGAGCGUAAGGAAGGGAUAGAGGUUAUCCCACAGAGUCCAGGGAGUGCAUCAGAGUUUGUGAGCAACUGACAGCGGUCAGAAGCCAAAGCAACGCAGUAUGUGUUUGGUCGUACAUUUGGCAGGUGUUCAUUGAAUGCCUGCUAUCUCCUAGGUGGGCACUAGGUGUUUCGUGUUGAAAAAAAGAGAAGCUCUAUGAAGCUAAAGGUUCAUGGGUAGUUUUUUUUCCCUAGAUUGGGGAAGGGCCUGAUAGGAAUGUUGCAAGGAGAGGGAAUAGCGUGUAUUCGAAGUUGCAGCAAGUCAGGGGGGGAAGGUUCAGCUUUUUGUGGAAGUGAAAGACUGCCGCUUUGAAUGGAGAAUGACUGGAUGAGGAGGGAGAAGUGGAUUUCAGGUGAGGGUGGAGAGAGAGCCACGGGCCAGAUGACGUCGCAGGUAGGGCCUUGUAGGCAGAUCUGGGUUGGUGUUGGACGCCUGGUGGGAAGCAGCGGCAGGGCUGUCAGCGGGUGAGCGACAUGAACAGACUUCCAUUCCAAAGUGGGUGUUCCGGCCGCUGUGUGGACUGUGCAGUGGAGGAAGCGAGGGCAGGAGUAGGGAGCCUGGUGAGGCUGUGGUGGUGUCGCUAAAGUAUAAGGGUGGUAAGGACAUUAGGCUGAUGACAGCGGAGGGAGAGGGAGAUGGACAGGUUCCAAAGAGUCUGGAAGUAGCAUUAAGGAAAAUGGGUGAUCAUUUUCAAGGGGGCCGUGAAGACGGAAGGUGUUCGUGGUGACUGCUGCAGCUCUGGCUUGGACGGUGGGUUCAGUUGCCGUUACUGUGAUGUGCCCACUGGGUGCGGAGUUCCAGUGGAUGAGAGCACAGAAGAGCGAGAGUCCAGCUUUAGGGGUGUGAUGUGUGAGAUGCCUGUGGAAUAUCCUGUUAGAGGCACCGAGGAGGUAAAUCCGACACAUACUCUAGUGCUGAGUGUAAGAAUCUGCUUCUCAGAGGAGAGGGUAUAUAUGGGUGAGGAAAAGAAUGGCGAGUUGUUGGCACUUAGACGAUCACAGUGUCCAAGAAGAGAGUGUACCUCAAUGAGAGCACCGGGUCCAGGCUGAGCCCCAAAGAAAUCUGACCUUCAGAGGUUGGAUAUAAGAGCAGCAAUAGGCUGAGACGGGAAGGAUGCUUGGGAGGUAGGAAGCCAAUCAGGAGCAGGCGACGUCAUAGGAAUUGUUUCAGGGGGCCGGUGGGAGGGGUCAGCUGGGUCCAGCGUUCUGAGAUAAUGGUGAGGCUGGUCGUGACCCCUGAGAUGCACUCUUAACUACUCUGGUUUCUUAUCAUGCUUGACGGGGGUGGGGCGGUGGUGUUGGUGAUUAGCCACCAGUGGAGAUUGGAGCCCAGAUAGGGAAAGGACCUUAAGAAACACAUAACCCGUUGAUUUAGGGCAGCUUUCCUAACCUUUUCUAUAAGCAGCACAGCCCAGCAAAACUGUUCUAGUGCUAAGCUUUGAGUUCAGCUGACCAGCAAUCAGCUCCUGGGGAAUAUGCAGCAAGAUGUAAACAUGAACGUUUGUCAGGUUCUCUGUUACUCGCGUCCUUGGUGAUAUUUCUACUUCAUAAAUCAUACUUGUUCAAAAUACUGCAGAUCUGUACAAUUAAUACCUUCUGGUCUCUGAAUAUGGAUGUCAGAAUUUGUUUAUCUUCAGAGUGUUUGAGCAGUUUUUCUAGACAUCUUUCUAUCUUUAAUUUUUCCUUCUGCCUCAUCUUAGAUCUUAGCAAAGAUACUCAUUUUGUUGGUAGUGCCAGGAAGCAGGCAGUUUCCAUGGCAACUGACAGAUCGCGUUUACUGUGGAAAUUUCCGGAAUUAACAGAGCUGCAUUGCAGAAGGAUGCAUAAAGCAGUAUUCAUCUAGACAGCCUAGCAGUAUGGACACAGAAGAACAGUUGCAGUGGUGUUCAGGAGAGAGACUGAGAACACACAGCAUUGAAUCGUCAGGAAAACUGAAGAUCUCCCCUGAGCAGCACUGGGAUUUCACUGCAGAGGACUUGAAAGACCUUGGAGAAAUUGGACGAGGAGCUUAUGGUUCUGUCAACAAAAUGGUCCACAAACCAAGUGGGCAAAUAAUGGCAGUUAAAAGAAUUCGGUCAACAGUGGAUGAAAAAGAGCAAAAGCAGCUUCUGAUGGAUCUGGACGUGGUGAUGAGGAGCAGCGACUGCCCGUACAUUGUUCAGUUUUACGGCGCACUCUUCAGAGAGGGUGACUGUUGGAUCUGUAUGGAACUCAUGUCUACCUCGUUUGAUAAGUUUUACAAAUAUGUAUAUAGUGUAUUAGAUGAUGUUAUUCCAGAAGAAAUUUUAGGCAAAAUCACUUUAGCAACUGUGAAAGCACUAAACCACUUAAAAGAAAACUUGAAAAUCAUUCACAGAGAUAUCAAACCUUCCAAUAUUCUUCUGGACAGAAGUGGAAAUAUUAAACUCUGUGACUUUGGCAUCAGUGGACAGCUUGUGGACUCCAUUGCCAAGACCAGAGAUGCUGGGUGUAGGCCGUACAUGGCACCUGAAAGAAUAGACCCGAGUGCAUCACGACAAGGAUACGAUGUCCGCUCGGAUGUCUGGAGUUUGGGGAUCACACUGUACGAACUGGCCACGGGCCGAUUUCCUUAUCCAAAGUGGAAUAGUGUAUUUGAUCAACUAACACAAGUCGUGAAAGGAGAUCCGCCGCAGCUGAGUAAUUCUGAGGAAAGGGAAUUCUCCCCAAGUUUCAUCAACUUUGUCAACUUGUGCCUUACGAAGGAUGAAUCCAAAAGGCCAAAGUAUAAAGAACUUCUGAAACACCCCUUUAUUUUGAUGUAUGAGGAACGCACCGUAGAGGUCGCAUGCUAUGUUUGCAAAAUCCUGGAUCAAAUGCCAGCUACUCCCAGCUCUCCCAUGUAUGUCGAUUGAUACCGCUGCUACGUCGGACUCUAGAAAAAAGGGCUGAGAGGAAGCAAGACGUAAAGAAUUUUCAUCCUGCAUCACAGUGUUUUUAUUGCUCGCCCAGACACCACGUGCAAUAAGAUCGGUGUUCGUCUCCAUCCUGUCUGUAAACUCCGUACCCCGUCACAUCCAACCCGUCACGCAGUGUUAGUGCUGGUCAGAGAGGCCUCGUCCUGCUCGUCCGUGAUGACCGUGGCCGUGAAUCUCGGAAGUUAGUACCAUCAGUUUGUUGGCUGUGAUUAGAUUUCACCUUAAGUUCAUUUCUAGACUCGAAACCCGGAGACGCAGCUGGUGGAAUGGUGUUUUGUCAGACUGCCAAGGGCCGGGUGCGCCGUGUCUGAACACAGACUCAGGCUCGCGUGAGAAGAGCGUGCACAGCCGACGAGACAUGUUGCCUCUGGAGCUGGGAGACUUCCUUCACCAAGUGCAAUAGGUUCACGGAUCGGACGUUCUCUUGCUUUACAGCCACCGUCGAUGUUUGGGGGUCGAUGUGCUCGGCCAAAUUUCCUGUUUGAAAGAUCAUGUCCAAUUAGUGAAUUUACCUUUACCAAAAACCCAGUAGCGUCCGGAGAGGUGCACAUCCCAACGUGAGACAGGACGGAACGUGUUCUUCCCUCCUUUCCCAGUCCUUCUGCUCGUCACUGGGAAGACUCAGGAGUCUGCCGCUUGUCAAAGAAGGUGCUGAUCCUAAGAAUUUUCGUUCUCAGAAUUCGGUGUGCUGCCAACUUGAUGUUCCACCUGCCACAAACCACCAGGACUGAAAAAAGGAGAAAGGACGGAGGGCAGGGGCAGAGUUUACAGGUGUUUUUAAUUCUCGUGUCGUUUCUGGAACAACUCGUAGCAGCUCUGCAUCUCCCCUUGGUCCCGAGCCUAGUCCUUCCUUUAGCCAUCGUAACUCGCCCGCAGGGAGGAGUAGCCAGUAGCCAUGUGCCUUGAUUGCGUAGAUGAAGAUUCCCUGUGGGCGGCAAAAGACCAAAUCUGCUGUUUGGCGUCACUGGUUCAGGUCUGCAGCUUCUGAGUCUCUUCUCUGCCUGUGUGGUCUCCCGCCGUUCUGUGACUUUCGCUUAACCCGAGGUUGCGCCUUUUUUCCCCUCCCGGAAGGAAACCUUUUUAAUUACCAGGGCUGUUCCUCCCCAGGGACGUUGAGCCCCCGUCUCUCAAACGCCAUCGUGUUCCGCAGGCUGGAAAGUGUGAGGCCCUGCCGACGGGGUGGGCGCUGAUCGUAAGCUCGUCCCCUGCCAGGAUCUCUAGCCCGGCGCCGCCGCCGCCGUCUCUUGGAAUUGGAAUUCUGCAGAAAAACGAAACAAAACAACCCACAGAAGACAAAACCCACCCAACCCCAGGAUAGUCGGGAGAGGCCGUCUGAAUCCGCAUCUUCUGCCGCCCUUCCUCACUCAGCCCGGCCCCGAGCAUCCGUGGCACAGGCGGUUGAGCAGCGCUGUGAGUGGCUCAGGCUCCCUGGAGUGUAACGCGGCCGAGGUUGGGGCGCAGGCGACGCCGUGACAGAGCCAGAUAGUGGUAGGUGUGGCGGUGUCUCCUCCCGAGUGAGUCGCAAACACUUUCCAACCAUAAAGGGAGGAUGGUGCUGUUUCAAGUUACUUCCCUGUAAACUUCAGAAUUCACAGAGGCUUCUUCGCUUUGGUCCACCUGCCUGCUUUUCCUGUUUCUCCCCCGCGGGUCAACGCGGACUUCCCAGUGUUGCAAAGGGAUCACGGCCGUGUCUCCCUCCGACCACGCCAAGCCAUCGCCCUCCAUUGCUCCCGGGGACUCAGGAGGAGCCUGUCUCUCUGCUGUCAGCCUCCGUCUGGCUCAGCCUAGGGUCACUCUGCCAUAUGCAAGUGGAGAUCCGAGCAGUUCUGACUGUCCAGGAGCUCAUCUGACCGUUCUCUUGUGUGGAUGACCACAUACAAAGGCAAUUUUAGUGUAUUAAUCAUAGAUUAUUAUAAACUAUAAACUUAAGGGCAAGGAGUUUAUUACAAUGUAUCUUUAUUAAAACAAAAGGGUAUAUAGUGUUCACAAACUGUGAAAAUAGCGUCAGAACUGUACAUUGUGAGCUCUGGUUAUUUUUCUCUUGUACCAUAGAAAAAAAAUGUAUAAAAAUUAUCAAAAAGCUAAUGUGCAGGGAUAUUGCCUUAUUUGUCUGUAAAAAUGGAGCUCAGUAACAUAACUGCUUCUUGGAGCUUUGGAAUAUUUUAUCCUGUAUUCUCGUUUGAAUUCUUCCUCUAUUUAAGAUAUAUACAUGGAAUCGAAGUGUUUAUGUCAUAGUUCUAUCCUUUUGCCUGCAGGUCAGUUGUAAUAAAUCUAGAAUGUGAUGAUGA